AACGUCUGAGUAAGUGUAGUACAGACGUCGCUGCUGAGGCCGGCUAAACCAAGUCUGUAGUCGUAGAAUAACGCGCGCGAUCACAUUUUUCGCCUUGUUGCAGGAUUUUUUUGUGAACCCUUUGCUUCGAGACAAUUUUUUGCUUUAAUUUGUUCCACUUUUGAAGAUAGUUUGGUGCAUUGUUCUGAUUGAGUUUUCAAAAGCGAUUUUAAUGUAAAAUAAAAUGGGUGACAAACAAUCGGACAAAUUCCAAUACUUGCGAGGAUAUAUUUCAGCUGCAACUGAAUAUGCCAAACACCAAAAUGAAACAGAUGCAGCAGCUAUACAAAGAAAUCUUGCUGCAAUCAGUGCAACAAGUGACCUAAGCAUAUUUGAACCAGGAAGCAGUAUAGUUGCUAUUUUUUAUGUCAGUCUACAUGAAUUAAUGAAUUCUAUAGGAUCAAGAUCUAGUUUAAUUUGGAGUUUAGUUGACGUAUUACAAACAGCCUGUAAAAAUAGUAACGCUAGAUUUGCCCUUGUGCACACUUACAAAUUUGCACCUUUGCUGGCAAAAUUGUUAGAGGCCAAUUUGACUUCAGAAAAAAGAAUAAGAGCCUUGAAGUUAAUGCAAGACUUAACUUAUGGUAUAAAUAUUUCUUGGCAAGAGGCUCACUUACCAUAUUUAAUUAAAACUUUAUCUAACUGGGUGACACAAUCCAAUGAGGAAGAAGUUAUUACACUCUCAUUAGGCGUUCUUGUUAAUUUAUGCUACAAAAACCUACCAGCUGUAUAUGCUCUGAUGCGAAGUGUGAACACAAAAACAUUUUUGCAAAGUGUAGUACGUACUCGAGGUCAAAAUAUUAAUGUCAGAGUUCAAUGUUGCAAGCUGCUUAUAAUUCUGGAACAUUCCAACAGUGAAAUUUUAGAAUCGUAUAUUUUGGAUGUAGCAGCUGUUACUUUUACUAAUAUCAUACCUACAUUAAAGUCAGAGGAUGUUCUAUUGCUACGACACAUUGUUGACUUUUUUGAUGAUAUCAGACAAAAUGAACGUUUUAGAACAGUUUUAUUGACAUAUUCAAAAUACAAUCUAGAUGUAAAAAAUAUUAUAGAAACUGUAACAAGUGUAUCUAAUCAAGAAUGCAUUGGGCUUAUUAUAGAUUUCCUUCUUUCUUUGGUAAAACUCAAAGUGCCUCAUUUGAUGGAGUUAUAUCCUGUAAUAGUUAAGGCAGCUAUUUCUAAAGUAUCCUUAAAAAAUGUUGGUUCCAAAGCUUUAGCUUUGAUUAAAGCUAUCAUAGUGGAUUCAAGAAGAACCAAAAUCAAUGUUGAUGUCUUGGAGGAGUUGGACUUUUCAUUAUUGAAUCUGUUAAUAAACGAAGAAGAAAUGGAAGUUGAUUCAGAUGAGAAUUAUGCAAAUAAUGAAAAAACUUUAUCAGAGCUUAUGCAGCUUUUACAAGAAUUAGUAAAGACUCCAGCAAUAAGAACAAAAGUUUUAGAAAUUUUCACUGUACAAAAAGUUAGGUUUUUAUUGAAAUCAGUAUUAGAGUACAACAAUGAUACCCAACUCCUUGAUAAGCCUACAGAUUUGUUCAAUGAUACAUCAACUGAUUUUCAUAUUCAUGCUUUAGCAUUUAUAGCAGAUUUAGCAAUUAACAAUACUCAUUGGUUAACAUUAUAUACAGAGUUAUUACAGAAAAAACAAAUGCAGAUAAUAAUGGCUGUUGCAUUGUUUAGUGGAGACAGUGAAGUAAAACAAAAAGUUUUACAACUAACAUCAACAGUUGGAUUCCCUCAAGAAUGUAUAUCAGCAGUUGCACGUUGUAUGUCUGAAUUAGAACCAUUAAUGUUAGUUCGAGAAAAAAAUGUCACAAAAAUACCAGAAAGUUUGAUAAACAAUCAUGAUUCUUUACCAUUAAUUACAAUGGUCCAAGAAGGAAGGCUUGAUGCAUUUUUAGAUAGACUUCGAGAAGCUUUUGAAAAUAAUAAAUUAUCAGAUAUUAUGACAUCUUCUAUAAUGGAGCUUUAUGAGUAUAAGAUGGCUGCUAUGAAGCACGCUGAAAGGUCCAUGCAAUCCAGUUUAGAAGCUUCAACUAAUCAUGCUACAAGAUUGCAACACAGAUUAGCACAAGUCAUUGCUCAAUCUAGCCAAUUGCAUCAACUUUUAUUCAAUACACAACAAUGUUUAGAAGGUUCACAGAUAGAGAAAGCUGCCUUGAUGAAAAAAAUCAUAGAAACAGAAGAAAAUACCAAGAAAACUCAUUCCACCCAAAAUCAGGAGAUUUGUAGUUUGAAGAAAAUCGUAGUGGAGAAAGAUCACCAAAUUAGCCGCUUCAGUGCACAUAUAAAAGAAUUAGAAAGUAAAAAUGAAGAGAUACCAAUAUUAAUUGCCAAAACUAAUGAUUUGGAGUCUACUGUUGAAAAAAUGAAAAAUCAACUCAAGCAAGCUACAUCUAAAAAUCAAGAGCUUACUAAAUUACUACAAAAAUUACAAGAAAGUUUGAGUCGAAAAGACCAGGUCAUAGAAGAAAAAAACAGAGAAAUUUUAUCAAAUCAAAACGACAUUGCAGCUUUAAAUCAAGAAAUUAAAGCUCAAGUUCAACAAUGCCAUAGUUAUCAAAUGACAAUCGCAGAAAAAGAAGAAUCUGUGCAGAAAUUGCAAUCCGAACUGCAUAAUUUGAGCCGUAUGCGUGAUAUGAUAUUUGAGUUGACUGCAAAGAAAAAAGAUGAUUUAUAGUAUAUAUAAGACUUUAUCUAAAUUAUAGAACAAAUAUAAAAUUGCAAAGAUAUUGUGAAUCGUUUUUAUGCGUUGAAAGUAAACAAGUAUUUUUACAAAACAUCGAUAUUACAUAAAUAUAAGAUUUCUUUAUAUAUAUAAUAUAUAUAAAGGUUAAACCUAUUUUUCAACAUUUCAAUAUAAAUCCAUUUAUUUGAUUACAUCAUUAUCCAUCUAGGCACAUUAAUUUACAAUAAAUUGAAUCUAACUGAACCUCUCAUUGUAAGGCGAAAAACGUUUAUAUUUCUUUCAAUUCUAGACAUUAUAAAAA
Messenger RNA from Trichogramma pretiosum, 3020 nucleotides. RefSeq lists its product as uncharacterized. The coding region runs from base 224 to 2710 and encodes 828 amino acids. The record is from RefSeq and is a predicted model, not a curated record. Lineage: Eukaryota; Metazoa; Arthropoda; Insecta; Hymenoptera; Trichogrammatidae. The transcript is spliced from 10 exons.